UCUAUUGCUAGCUUGGCGCUUAAAGAGAGCCUUCAACCACACACCUCCUCAUCCCAGUCUCAUUCUCAGCCUCGUUAUCCAUCCAUCCAUACAUCCAUCUGCACUGUAGGAGGAUACUCAUCGACUAACUAAUCUUGCUCUCUAGACUCUAGCCUCAUCGGUCGACCGACCAUGGCGCGCCUUCUCCUCGUCCUCGUCCUCGUCCUCGCGGUGGCAGCUGCCGUCGCCCAAUCGAUGGUCUCUGCUGCUUCCUCAUCGUCGUACCGGACCUACCGGUGCGGCUGGUGCCCGCGCCGCUCUACCGCCUCCCUCCUCCCUCCGGACGCCGGCGCCCUUACUGGUGCCCCGUGCUGGUUCGGUGGCCAGGCGGCAGCGGAGCUCGCCGCCGACGGAGGGUUCCACAUUGCGGCCGUCGGCGCUGGAUUCUUCCGCGGCGGCCGGGCCUGCGGCGCCUGCUACCAACUGAGAUGCAGGGGCAAGAACGCGUGCUCAGAGAGCGGCGUCAAGGUCAUCAUCACCGACUUGGCGAAUCCGGCGACGGACACGAACAGGACAGGCGGCGGCCAGUUCCAACUCACUAGGGACGCCUUCGCCGCCUUGACUGCUUCUCGUGACGACGGUCAGCUCGCGAGCUUGGUGGACGCGGCCGUCGACGUCGACUUCAGGAGGAUACCUUGCGCGUACAAGAGCAAGAACCUGGCGGUGAGGGUGGAUGAGACGAGCAGCAGGAACAGGGGGCAGCUCGCCAUUCGGUUCCUCUACCAGGGCGGCCAGACCGACAUCGUCGCCGUCGAGGUGGCGAAGGCGGCGGCACCUUAUGCCGCUCAAAGCGCCGCCGCGCCGUCGCAGACGAAAUGGCAGUACAUGACGCGGCGCGAGGGGUCGCCCGGGGUGUGGCGCACGUCGCGCGCGCCGGCCGGCCCGCUGCGGCUCCGGCUCGUAGUCACCGCGGGCUCCGGCGGCAAGUGGCUGCGCGCUGACGGGGCGAUUUUCCCAGCGGAGUGGCAUGCUGGCGCGGUCUAUGACACCGGGCUGCGCGUCACCGAGGUCGCUGCAAACACCUGCGGCGCCGGAGACGACAACGACGAUGGCGAGUAGGAGUUCAGAAUCUCAGAAGACACGCACGCUCCCAUCCAUCCUGCACCGUAGUGACUCGAGCUCGAGCCCGUCGGAGAAGCUCCUCCUCGCCCACCGUCGCUCUGACCGAUCCAUCGUCAUGUCUCCGCUGGUCGUCGACCCAUCCAGGGCCUCGGCGUGGGGUCUUUGAUUCGAGCAUCUGCACCGGCUGGCCGCCGGGAAGGUCGCUGAUGGCAUGCCCAUGCGUUGAUGCUGCUGCUGCAUGUACACUACACGGAUGUGUACGUGGUCUGCUGCAUGUACAUCGCGUUCACUCGACCGCACAACUCCGGCACACGCGGAAAAGUGAAGAAAAACGGAGAAAGAGGCAUAACAGCGAAAAGGACCCCAAAAGAAAUGGAAGUUUACAGCGACGCCCUUGGGAUAUGCCAACCUGGACCUCUUCAUCGCCUACACUUUUUCAUCGUCGUCGUCGCCGAAGCUCCCGCCGGAAGAAAUGGUGCGUGCUCCAUGAUUGUGUUUCCACCAUGACGGCGGCCAUUGACGUCCACAAUAGCAAGUAGCCGGUGCAUAUUUAUGGGAUAUAUACACACACACCCUUGAGAUCA
Messenger RNA from Triticum aestivum (bread wheat), 1685 nucleotides. Its product is annotated as expansin-like A4. Gene Ontology annotation, cellular component: extracellular region. Lineage: Eukaryota; Viridiplantae; Streptophyta; Magnoliopsida; Poales; Poaceae. The record is from RefSeq and is a predicted model, not a curated record. The coding region runs from base 172 to 1098 and encodes 308 amino acids. The transcript has a single exon.